AUGGCAACGAACUUUAUAGUCAAUCGUCUUGAACGUGCUCUCGGCGUUGAUUUAGAUGGUGAUGGUUAUAUUGGAGGAGAGGGUUUUCUUAGCAAGUUAGAAAGAGCAACUCAUAUUGAUUUUAAUCGUGAUAAUAUCAUCGGUCGUCCACCAGAUGUUUUAUAUCCCUAUUCUCCAAUAUAUGAUACUGGGUGUAAUGGUUUUUCUUCCAUGAGUUAUGGCGGCUACAGUCAUGGUGGCUACAGUUAUGGUGGCUAUAGUUAUGGUAUGAGUAAUUUCGGAUAUUUCUAUUAA
Rotaria sp. Silwood1 is the source of this 294-nucleotide messenger RNA. NCBI's taxonomy places the organism in Eukaryota, Metazoa, Rotifera, Eurotatoria, Philodinida, Philodinidae. The record is from the annotation of a GenBank genome assembly.